UUCAUACUAUUACCUGGAUGAUUUGACAACCAGUAAGAAAUACAUAUUGGAGCUUUGAUGCUGUGAUUGUUUGCCAUUUGGACAUAUAAUAUAAAGUUUGGGAUGAUUUUCCAUAUUAGAAGGCAAAUACAAAAUGGAAGUGGAUGAAGACUGAAGGAGAUGCUGUGACGAAAUUCUUGAAAUACAACACAUAACUAGAAUUGCGAUUGAACUCACAAAAAAUAUACCCCCACGGUCUUACAAAAGAAUAUUACCACAUGAUUGAAUGCACAAUGUAUUAAAAUGAAUUUGCAAGAAGAUUUCCAUACUACAUUAGUCAAGGUCGGAGACCAACUUGAUGCAGAUGAUUUAGAAAAACUGAAGUUUCUAGUUAUCGAGAAAGAUGUAAAUAGAGCUGAACUUGAUAGAGCAAAAUCCGGAUGCCAAUGUUUUGAUCUACUGGAAAAGAAUGGUAUAAUCGACCAAAACAAUACUGAACAACUUCAGGAGUGGUUAAAAACCUUACAAAAUGCAAAGGCCUUACAAAUAUUACAGAACUUUUAUCCAAAGGAAGAACGUUCAUCUAUUAAAAAUCAAGCUUCCUCCAAUGUCAGCUCUUCGAAGAUAGUCACGCAUUUCAAGUCUACAAGAAAAUUGGCAGAGUUGAAAGAAGCAAUUGGUAGUACAUGUAUCAAUUUUGUCACUCUUAAAGGAUUGCUCGGGUCUGGGAAGUCACAGAUGGCAUUGAAAUAUGCCUGCGAAUUCAAGGAAAAUAACGCUACAAGUAUAGUCUGGAAACUGCACUGUAAAGAUUUAACAUCUUUGCAAACCUCAUUAAAACACUUUUGUACAGGUCUUGACUUAAAAGUGGAAAUGGAUGAAAGUAAGCAAACUACAGAUUCCAUUGAAGAUCUAGGACAAAAAAUUCUACAGAUCCUAAAGGCAAGAAAGGAAGCGAUUCAUGUAUUGAUUUUAGAUGAUGUGAUGCUGGAUUCGUGCCGUUUCCUUCAACGAUUCAUACGAGAAUGCAGAUCCUGCCAGCAUAUAAAAAUUAUAGUUACUACAUUCCAGCCUUUAUUCAAUGAUUGUAAAAUUAUCGAAAUAAAUGGGUUUACUGAAGAUGAAGCCGUUAAUUUCCUUUCUGAAGGAAGAAAGCUAUCAAAGAAUGAUAUCGAGGAAUACACCAAACUAGGCUCUAAGUACAGCUUCCUUCCUUUGGGUCUUUACUGUGCUAGAACGUACAUCCACCGAACACAUAUUUCACCUAAAAAGUUUAACAAACUUUGCGAAAAUACAGCACUUCGACAAAUAGAGGACAGUCACUGUAUAGAAGAUGAUCCUGAAUCAGUAUUAGACAAUAAAACCCUUUUUAAAGCUCUUAUUCAAUUCAUAGAUAUUCUAAAAAAUACGGAGAAUCCAAAGGUUUUUGAAAUGAUACUAAGUCUCCAGUUCCUUGAAAUUGAAGACAUUCCUGUACUUCUUUUUGAUUACUUUGUAUCUGAUAGUCCCGAUACAAAUCAUGCUGUUGAAACCAACAAUUUCAUCCAAGCAUUACAAAAAUUUUCCUUUGGAAAAAUUGAAGGAGAGGACGACGACAGAGUACUAAGUACCCAUUAUGCAGUAGUAACCUCGCUAAAGAUAUUUUGUGAGCAACAGAAGUCAAAUGUUGGCCAUAUGAAACUUCAAACAAGGGAAAGAAAUUUAUUGAAACAAUUAUUGCGAGCAUUCAUGUAUGUCAUGGACAAAGAUAAUAGAAGUAAAAUUGAUUUCAAAAGGAAUAAAAUGAUGGUUCAACAUGCAAGAUCAGCUCUAAUCCAUGCUGAUGAAUUAUUUAAGAAAGACCAGUCAUUACGGCACGACCUGGAAUUUCUUAUGUCUGUAAUAUACGUGCAUGAUUUGGUUGGAUAUACCUACAAUUUCGAUGGCAUUUUGAAUGUUGCUGCACAUCAUUCGGACAUGGCAAAAUCAUAUUGCUUUGUUCUAUUGAAUGUAGAGCAGGUAGCUUUUGAAAAUGAUUUAAAAGACCAAUGCCGGAGAGUGGAAAGUAUUGACCAGCUAGACAGGUUUUGUAAAGAAAAGGCUAAACAUUUAUUUGAUGAAAUGAAAAGCGUAGCUUCAGGCAAUGCCGAUAAAUUUAUAAAUUUUGCGAAAUAUUAUAUUCUGGAAAAAUACCGAGCAGAAGAUGAUAUAUCAGCACUUUCUAAAAUAUUAGAAAACGAUCUUGAAAGGGAAACGAGACUAAAUGAAAGCGAGUUCGAAACAUUGCGUCAUAAAGGCUAUGCUGUACCACUAGAGGAUAUGACACGCCUAUUCCUUUAUGAACUCUUAUUGUCUACAUUCUACACACAUGGAAGAAGAAUAUUUUACUUGAUAACACCUGUUGAUGUCAUUAAAGCCAGGACUUUUUGCAGUUAUUUGUACAUUUCAUAUCAUCUGGCUCAGAUGAUUACAAACAAGUUCCAACAAUGGGAAUGUCUAUAUGCUAUGCUUACAGAGCGCAGUGGAACAUUACAGCAGUGCAUUGAUGAUCAUUCUGAUCUUAAACAACACAAUAUGAUUGCCUUUCAAAAGGUUGCAAGCCGAUGUGAAGCAAUGCUACAAGAGGACAGGAGAUAUUUUAUGUUCGGAAUUUUCAAAACUGAUACCAGAACGGAUGACCAUUGUCAAGCAAUUUGGUUAAAGCAGUUAAUUCGGUGUUAUAAGCACAUGCUACGAUUUGCACAAAACGAGACGGAAAAGAAAGAAGUUAUUACCAAAGGCAAGGAAUGUGUAGCUCGACUGCAAGAGUCGCUACCAUCAAUGGAAGACAGAACAUGCUUUCAAAGCUUACUGUUCAGUGUCGGCGAAUUUUGUGAAUGCAUAGAAGAUUAUACUGAAGCCGAAAAAAUAUUGGAGACGUUGUGUCCAAAUUUGACAGGCCAAGAGCUUAUCAAGGAAAAGCUGAACAAAUACGAGAAGAAAGCAUCCAUACUGUUUAUAAAAUGCAUAUGCAAGAGCAAUGAAAUCGAUCGAGCCAAACAACUGUAUGACAGAUUUACACGAAAUUUGCAGAACACUAAAGAUACGUUUGAACUACAAUCAUUGGAGGAAAUUAAUAAAAAAUACAGUUUAAGUCAAUCAUAGAUCCAUCUUUGGAAUUUAGAGUAUGUUCAAAAUAGAAGAAAUGUAUUGAUUUUAUGGACUGUUACGUGCUGGAUUAACGUUUAGUGGCUAAUAAUCCAUGUAUAUGCAAGUAGGUCUACUUGAAUGAAGGUUUGAAAUAUAAUUUGACACUGGAACAUAUGAACGUAUUAUAGGGAAAGGCACUUUGAUUAACAACAGGCCACCUACGGGCCACCCAAGGAGUUAUUAAAAGAGUUCAUCAACGUGUAGAGAGUUCAAUUUCAAAAUCCGAUGGCAGAUUUCCAGAUUUACAGAGAUAGCUUAAAACCUCUUACUUGUGUCAGAUAUUUUCCAAUGUUGUACUUGUUUCCGUUUAAGGAUUUCAUCGAAAUAUUGACUUUAUAUUACUUCUGAUCAUUUCCUUUUCGAUGAUCCAAUUAAAUAAAACUGGUUAAAACAUUAGGAGAAAGUGUGUGCAUAAUGUGCCGCCGGGGCAUAUCGAAUAGUAAGCUGGGAAAAUUAAAGUCCUUGGCAUUUAAAAAAAAAACAAUACCUUCGUGAUAAUUAGAGAUAUUUAAAACUGAUGGCAGUCAUAAAAUCGUUUGAAUUUUCUUGCUUGAAAUAUGGAAAAUGAUGUCGUAAUCCUCAGCACUAUCACUACAAACCAGUUAAAGUGUGAAAUGGCCUAUAUCUGUACUCGACUGUACAGAUUUUUACUCGACCAGUCUGAAUUGGUCUGAAUUUCACUCGACAUAACUCGAACCCAAUCUUCACCAUACUCGACUGUACUGAUUUGUACUUGACCCUUAUCGUUGCCAUUGAAAAAAGUCUGAACUAUUACUCGACCAGUCUAAAACAGUCUUAACCCACCCAUUCUCGAUCAGUUCUCGACCUAUUUUUUUCGGUCUGAACCAUACUCGACCAGUCUGAACCAUACUUGACCAAAUAACCUCUACUUUUUUUAAAUUUUAACUGUUUAAAUAACUUUUUUUAACUGACAUGACAACAGCCACAAUAAAGUAAAGAUAUAUAAAACAUGAUUAUCAGAUUUAUCAAAGCGAGAUAGUCAAAUUAUCUAGUUUUAAAGUCUGAGUUUUGUUAAAAAACAAAAGAUUUGUUUUACCUGAGAAUCAUACCUGUACUGAGGGUAAUACAACCUUAUUAAGGUGCUUCUUGUUUGGCAUGUGUUUUUUUUAAGAAACUUAAUUCACCUAAAUUCUUUAAUAAAAACUACAUAGGUUUCAUGGUUACAUACAAAAGUUAUAUAACUAUCUUUUUAACUGAGGUAACAACAGCCAACAAAAUCACUGAAAUUGUUAAACCUUAUACCAGAAAUAUAUCUAUUCUUAUUAUAAUUUGGGAUAUAUAUAAAUAUAUAUAUAUAUCUAAAAGGGCUGAAAAAUUAAAAGAAAUGAUAACAAUUGUUGUUCUGAUCAGGGGUAAAUUAUAAAGCCAUACCUCCUGCUUGGGGCACACUCAUUAAAAAGAUCACACCUGGUCAGAGUAAUAAAUUUAAAUAACAUCCAUUGAUAAUUAAACAACAUCCUGUAAAACUUAAAUCACAAGGCCUUUUGAAUAGAUAAAUAAUACACGAGUUUAAAGAAAAAUAAGGUUUUCUUUUUACCUGUAAAACACACCUGUACUGAGGUAAUUAAACCUUAUUAGAGUGCUUCUUGUACAUGUUGUAUUCCAUGUCUUUAAUUUUAAUAAAACUUAAUUAAUCAACCAAAAUUUUUACUGCAACUUUGGAACACAAUUCCUUUUUUAAAAGAUUAUCAAGGAUUGCUAUGGAAAUUUUAUAAUAUUAAAUGCUCGGUUUUACAAAACAAAGGUGUCAUUUUUUAAAUUUUAUUAAGUUGCUUUCUAUACAAUAAAAUAACAUGUUCACUGCGUUAUUAACUAAAUUCGACUGACACCAUAAAUUUAUAUCAGGCUUAAGUUUGUGUUGAAAAUUUUCCAGUAACCAUAAAAUAUAUCUGAAACAUUCAAAAAAAAAAAAUUAAUACCAUUUAAGAUAUUUGAAUAAUGGUCGAAAGUUCUAGUAUUUAUGAUGUACAUAAUGCAGUGUGAACAUGAUCAUGUAUAUAAAAAUUCGAUUAACCGAAAACUUAAUUUAUUACAUGAUAUUUUUUUUAAUCCGACCAGAAAUCACUACCUUUUAUCAUCUUGUUUUAUUUUCAUUUUAAAGGUGAUAUACAUUGUAUAUAUAAGUAUUGAUGAAUAUGGAUGGUGUUGAUGAUUAUAUUAUGUUUAUUGUGAAAUUUUGGUUCCAAUGCUAUAUUUAAUACUAUACAUUUUGGAUUUCAAAAUGUUGUUCAAAUUUCUAGCGAAGGGAAAUAGCUGUUGUUAAAGAUAGUUCCUAAAUUGAUGAAAUACAAUAGAUAGAUACAGAAAUAGGUCUACGUUGAUUAAGACUUGGUCGAGUAUGGUUCAGACUAGAUCGAGUAUGAUUCAGACUAGGUCGAGCAUGGUUCAGACUUGGUCGAGAAUUGUUAAGACUACGUCGAGUACGGGUCAGACACGUAUUAAAUGGUUAAGUACUGAUCGAGUAAAGGUCGAAUACAAGUUCAGACUAUUAAGUAUGGUUCAGACUACAGUCGAGUAUUAUCAAGUAAAUUUCAGACCAAUUCAGACUGGUCGAGUAAAAAUCAGUACAGUCGAGUACAGAUAUAAGCCAUUUCAGACUUUUACUGGUUUGAGAUGUAUCCACUUUACAGAAUUUAUGCACGUUUUUUUUUGGCCUUGGAUGCAGUUGUUAAGAGAUCAAAAACACAUUAAUCAAUAAAUUAUAGAUCUAUUUA
This is a messenger RNA of Mytilus californianus (California mussel), 5882 nucleotides long. RefSeq lists its product as uncharacterized. NCBI's taxonomy places the organism in Eukaryota, Metazoa, Mollusca, Bivalvia, Mytilida, Mytilidae. Gene Ontology annotation, molecular function: ATP hydrolysis activity; protein binding. The record is from RefSeq and is a predicted model, not a curated record. The coding region runs from base 283 to 3102 and encodes 939 amino acids. The transcript is spliced from 7 exons. Gene Ontology annotation, biological process: regulation of apoptotic process.